CUUCAGGCAUCGCAUCGUCCUUGCCUCCCCACCCCGCUGCUAGCCAGCGACCGCUCUCUUCGUCCUUCGUUCUUCGCCCUCCUGGCUCGCUGCGUCCGCCAUGUCUCACCUUAUGAGUAAACCGAAGCAGAGACCUUAUUUAUUCGACCUUCCCCGAGCUGCCCAUCCACUGUCGCCACCAGAGACUGACGACAAUGUCACUCAACCCUCUCUGUCCGCUCCUGUGCCCAGCUUCUCUCAGGCAUUGGAAGUCGAGCCUUCAUCCUCCCACGUCUCCGUAACAGAGAUGCCUGCGUCCUCAUACCGGAAACCGUCUUCGGUAACCUAUGUCAACACUGGCUUCAGAGAGGCUCGCGAGCGUGGUCCUCAGAGGAGUCUCAUCAAAUGGCUCGUGGUGGUCAUUCCUCCUGCUUCAUUUUCUCGAGAUCAUGGCCCUCUCGGACACACGCUCUCCUCUGGACCUGUCAACAAAUUGUCGCAAGGCAUCCUCAUGCCCUUGUUCCCUACUAUGGGCGGCCAGCUGGGUGCGAUUGCUCGCGAGUUCAAUUUGCCUAGCACUGCGGGCUUGUGCCUCUACUUGCACACUAGUCACAACGGGAUCCCUCUCUUCCCACGGAUCUCAGACGAAUCAUGGCACUUGCUGUGGGCAAACCUCUUUGAGGCCCGCUCUCCAGCCCCGCCCCAGAGCCAGUUACCUAUCGGGGGUCAGAUAGAGUUUGACAUUGAUCUGAUCAAGGCUCGAUGGUACGAUGCGUGGCUUGCAUCGCCUCGCAAAGACAGAGCGGAUGUGCCUCAAUCCGUUGCACACUCUCGCCGUCCGUCACUGACACACUGGCGGGGUGACAGCAGGACGACAUUCCUUGACGACCAGCUGGAUGAUCGGCUAGAUGAUCAGUCUGUCACUCACAGAGGAGCAUUGAAUGCGCCCAGGAUUGCUCCAAAGAAGUUGUCCCUGUUGGAUCGCUUGGAUAAUGCAUCUGUUCUUUCUGGUUCGAGAACUGGGCGCAAUCUGUCUCCUCCAAGUCCUGGUUACGACGCGCAGACGCGCGCUUUGUCUCCCAUCGUUCAGGAAGACGAGCCCAAGACUGCCCGGAAAGAGCUGGAUACGCUCGUGACUUCAUGGCGCGCAUCUGCAUCUAUCUCCGCCAGCCCGCUGGCCACGACGGGGCAGACCAGCCUUGACCCGGCAAACAUGCCCAACACUCUUGGUGACCUUCCCUCUGCUAGCACAACUGAGCGCUCAGAGCUCAAUUUGGAGGACUACACAUGGUCACCAUCGUCAGCCGGGCCGCAAGAGUACGACAACGAAACUGAUAGUGAGUCGUGGCGACUUCCAUCGCCUGACAUCGCGGGACGCGCUAUGUCCGAUGCACCACUUACGCCCAUGACCGCCACGAGUUGGGGCGCUCCGUUAUCGUACCCAGCAUCCCCGCUCGAUGCCGGUUCAGAGUAUGCGCAGUCUGUCGACGUGGCUGUGAGAGCCAUGUCCAGUCGCCCGGCGACUCCUACAACUGCGACGUCCUGGGGCCCGUCUUCCCACCCAGUUUCUCCCAUGCCGCAGCAGCCUGAGCUCCGUGUGCCUUCGCCCGAUCUUGGUGACCGCGGACUGCCCAGCGUCCCUGUCACACCGUCGACUGCCACUUCGUGGGGCCCUCCAUCUCCCGCAGCUACGUCUCCUGCGCAAAGCGAGUUCCGAGUUCCGUCACCCGAUCUUGGUGCGCGGGGCAUGUUGAGCGUGCCUGUUUCGCCGCUGCCUGUGAGAUUGCGCAAACGGGAGGCAGUGCCCGAGUCCUCGCAGGACGGAGAAGAGGAGACUCAACCUUUCAAGAACGUAUGGCCUUAUCAAGGAGCAGAAGCUGACCAUGAGGAGACCAAAAGCGAGGCAUCCGUGGUUUCGCAUCUCGCGUUCCCGUACUACGAUGCAUCUAGUAAGAAUGUCGCCAGUGACGAAGGUUCGCGAGUAUCCGAAGACGAGGUGGAAGAGCCAGAUGACGAUUCCGUGAAGCUCUUUUAUCCGUAUAAAAACAUGCCUCAGCAGGAGCCGUGGAGUCACGUCUCGUCGCCUGAAGUGGCAGAGAAAUCUUCCGAGGAGCAAGCUGAAGACGACUCGUCGAAACUGAUCUUCCCGUAUUACGACACACAGGAUGAGGUGCGGACGCAUGUGUGGCCAUACCAAGCAGGCGCGGAGAGCGCCGAGGAGGAAGCCGACGACAGUUCGUCUAAGCUAGUCUUCCCGUACUAUGAGGCGUCCAAUGAGGUUCGAACACAUGUGUGGCCAUAUCAAGCGAGUGCGGAAAGCUCUGACGCUUCAGGAGAGGAAGAGGCUGAUCCGUCGAAGUUGACUUUCCCGUGCUAUGAUGCCUCCGAGCGUGCGUGGACGAAUGUGUGGCCUUAUCAAGCACAGGCUAAUCCAACGCACUACCCGCAGUUCAACUUGUAUCCUGCCGUCUACCCCCACUUCGAGUUGUACCCAUCUGCAGUGCAGGUGGCGGAUCAUUCGCCCGAUAAAGAGGUGUCCGUCGUCUUUCAUGCUCAAUAUCCGACUUUCAACCUAUAUCCUGCUGUGUAUCCUCACUUCGACAUAUAUCCGGCGAUCGCUGGAGAAGUUGCUCCGAAAACGCAGGCUGUCUCCAAGCCGGCUGCUUCGCGAUCGCGCUCUCCAGUGCGUGCAGCUGCGGACUACCCCGGGUUUGUCCUAUAUCCCCCAGUAUAUCCGUGGAAUUUGCAGGAGAUCUACCCUGCAACUGCGAAGUCCAACAGUCAACCGCGCAAUUGGCAGCCAAGAGCCCGCCCCAAUGCCACUACCGCGACAAGUGUGGGAUCCAGCGCUGCGUAUCCUACCUUCCAGCUUUACCCUGCGAUGUCGCCACGCACUCCGACCAGUGUCGCUUUGGGGGAAAUGGCUCUGCCAGGGCAUGAACAGCUCCCGUCGGUCGAAGUGCACUUGUCUAGUGGAUAUCCUCACUUGGAUAUUUAUCCUGCUGUCUAUCCUCACAAUCUCGAGCAAAUCUAUCCGGCGCACGUUGCUGAUGAAGAUACGUCUCCGGACAAUGAGAUCCGUGUGAACACGCGAGCGCAAUAUCCUUCCAUCGAGUUGUAUCCGGCCGUAUAUCCGCACAGCCUGCAUGACAUCUAUCCCGCGAGGCUAACGGAUGAAGUCUCGUCUGACGUGGAGACGCGAUCUCGGCCUGGGAGGCAUGCAGAGAUUCAAACGAAGCCUUCAGCCAUCGCUUCACGUCCAUCUAUGACUACCGAGGCUCUGACAGCAUUUGUGUCGAUGGCGGCUGUCUCUAGCAACUCUGUAUCCCAAAAACAAUCGGAAAUAUUCUCCAUCGCAUUAGAUGCGUCCUAUCCCCACUUUAGACUAUACCCUGCUGUAUAUCCCGAUAAUCUCAAGGAAAUCUAUCCUCCCAUAGUCGUCGCUGAGCAAUCAACGCAUGGAGACAUGCCAUCACCCAUGCGCUCUGUAGCAUACCCCCAUAUCAAUAUCUAUCCCGCAGUGUAUCCUCACAACCUCACAAGCAUCUACCCAUCAUCUGGAUUGCAACAUGCUCUCACGUCUAUGCAUGAUUCGAUAAAGGCUGCUUCUCCUCAAGCAUCGUCUGAAUAUCAAGCUAUAGCGGAAACCCACACAUCGUCCCCAUACGCCUAUCCCUUUGUCUUCCCUUAUUACUUCGUCUACCCUCACCUGACAAUAUAUCCAGCACCAGCUGCACAGUUGGAAACGGCCGCCUCGCAGUACGUCGCGGAUGUGAAGGAGACCAGCUACCCGGUCUUUGAUAUUUAUCCUUCCGUGUACCCCAAUCUGGUGAUCUAUCCCCCAGUCUGGCGGUUUAGCGAGACUUUGAAGCAGCGACAGGAAGUAGAUCGUAAUGAGACGGCCCUUAUUUUCGGGCCUCCUCAGCUGCCAAACCAUGAGCCUCGACGGAAACCAGAGUUGAUUCAUUCUGUCCUGAAUGAGCAGGCCUCUGGUGCCUCCACAGAGUCCGCUUCUCCUGAAAGCGAUUCUGUGAUGCCUCUGCCGGCUAUUUCUCCUAUUGUACCCGUUAUACAGCCCGCCCCUCCACCAGUACAUGCGCGCCGUCGUUCACGGGCUGCUUCUGUCAGCGUUCCGCCUCCUCCUCCUCCAAAGCCGGUAGGUAUGCAUGUUAGCGUUCCUUCUGGUAACGUUAUUGGGCAGUCCACGAUCCCACGGUUAUCGAUGGCCGGUGGGCCGUUGUCUGGACGAGGGUUACCUCCGCAUCCAGCUGUGCACCGCAGGAUGUCUGUGGCUAUGCCUAAUGCACGGCGCGUCUCUUCUGCGGUGUCGAAACUACCCAUUCUGGUGGAGCCAGACGAGGACGCAACUCAAAUCAAACCUGCCGCCAAGCCGGCUUCCUUGAGACGACCUCUGCAUGCCUCGAGGUCCUCGCUUGACCAAGGCCAGUCGGCGGUUCACAUUGAUGCCGCCAGCCCUUCCAAGGCAUCGCCAGUUACUCAAACGAGCUCUGCAACACUGCCGCCUAGGCCAACCAUGCUUGAUGUCGGUACAUCGGAGCUGAGUCGAUCCAAGACAAUGCCGAGCUCGAGAACACGGGGAAAGGCAGUAUUGGAAAGGGCGAGAGCGUUCGACCAGUCGCGUUCUGCUACGCCGAGCGACGAUUCGCAGUUGCGUCUUAACACGUCGGCUCCAGUGCCUUCUCGACCUGCAGCGCCAUCCUCACCCACCGGGCGACCGAUAUCGAAGUUGGACCGAUCCAAAUAUCCGUUCUCAUAAGCUAUAUUCAUAAUACAUCGGCGGCAUAUUUUAAAAGGAGGGGGCACAUCUUUCGCGUGUCAUUACACCUUAUUUUUCGCCGUGUGGCUCCCUAAUCUUUUUGAUACCUAUAGCAACCUCCUGUACACAUAGCAAUACGUUACAGCAUAAAUCAUUGAAACGCUAUGAGCGUAGACCUCGAAAGCUUUUAUCAACCAAUGUAGCUGACCGGCUUGGACCUCAUGUGGCCCGUCGGUUGGGCGUUAGCAUACAGCAACUCGCACAAACUCGAUAUACUAGGUGACUUCCUUCUGAUCUUCAAUCUCUCAUUGCUGCCAGCCCCUGCUUCUAUAGGAUAUGCAUCCAAGGGCGAUUUCGCGCACCUUGAGGCCGGACUUGCCCAUGUGGACUUGUGAUAUGUUUUAGGUCAGAGCAGUAAUUGACUGCCAGC
Molecule: messenger RNA, 5186 nt
Organism: Laetiporus sulphureus 93-53
Lineage: Eukaryota; Fungi; Basidiomycota; Agaricomycetes; Polyporales; Laetiporaceae
Exons: 14
Coding region: 101-4756 (1551 amino acids)
Source: RefSeq, a predicted model, not a curated record